Messenger RNA from Paramuricea clavata, 6825 nucleotides. The record is from the annotation of a GenBank genome assembly. Lineage: Eukaryota; Metazoa; Cnidaria; Anthozoa; Malacalcyonacea; Plexauridae.
AUUCUCACUAGUCUAAACUUCAAACUGUUGGUUCUCAGUGUAGGUAGUGGUCUUGAAAUACACGUCCUUUGUGGUAGAUUCUCACUAGUCUAAACUUCAAACUGUUGGUUCUCAGUGUAGGUAGUGGUCUUGAAAUACACGUCCUUUGUGGUAGAUUCUCACUAGUCUAAACUUCAAACUGUUGGUUCUCAGUGUAGGUAGUGGUCUUGAAAUACACGUCGUUUGUGGUAGAUUCUCACUAGUCUAAAUUUCAAACUGUUGGUUCUCAGUGUAGGUAGUGGUCUUGAAAUACAUAUCCUUUGUGGUAGAUUCUCACUAGUCUAAACUUCAAACUGUUGGUUCUCAGUGUAGGUAGUGGUCUUGAAAUACACGUCGUUUGUGGUAGAUUCUCACUAGUCUAAAUUUCAAACUGUUGGUUCUCAGUGUAGGUAGUGGUCUUGAAAUACAUAUCCUUUGUGGUAGAUUCUCACUAGUCUAAACUUCAAACUGUUGGUUCUCAGUGUAGGUAGUGGUCUUGAAAUACACGUCGUUUGUGGUAGAUUCUCACUAGUCUAAAUUUCAAACUGUUGGUUCUCAGUGUAGGUAGUGGUCUUGAAAUACAUAUCCUUUGUGGUAGAUUCUCACUAGUCUAAACUUCAAACUGUUGGUUCUCAGUGUAGGUAGUGGUCUUGAAAUACACGUCGUUUGUGGUAGAUUCUCACUAGUCUAAAUUUCAAACUGUUGGUUCUCAGUGUAGGUAGUGGUCUUGAAAUACAUAUCCUUUGUGGUAGAUUCUCACUAGUCUAAACUUCAAACUGUUGGUUCUCAGUGUAGGUAGUGGUCUUGAAAUACACGUCGUUUGUGGUAGAUUCUCACUAGUCUAAAUUUCAAACUGUUGGUUCUCAGUGUAGGUAGUGGUCUUGAAAUACAUAUCCUUUGUGGUAGAUUCUCACUAGUCUAAACUUCAAACUGUUGGUUCUCAGUGUAGGUAGUGGUCUUGAAAUACACGUCGUUUGUGGUAGAUUCUCACUAGUCUAAACUUCAAACUGUUGGUUCUCAGUGUAGGUAGUGGUCUUGAAAUACAUAUCCUUUGUGGUAGAUUCUCACUAGUCUAAACUUCAAACUGUUGGUUCUCAGUGUCUUGAAAUACACGUACUUUGUGGGAGAUUUUCACUGGUCUAAACUUCAAACUGUUAAUUUUAUAGGUUAGUAUUUUGCUAAACGUUUUAAACUGGUAUAUUUUGCAGGUGUUAGAUAAAUAUCCACAUAGCAAAGUGUUGGCCUGUGCUCCGUCGAAUAGCGCGGCUGAUCUGAUUUUAGAACGAGUGGCUGAACACCAGAUCGUGCCGAAGGCGCAGAUGGUCCGUCUCAAUGCAUUUGGUCGUGGUGAGAAUUCGGUCAAUAAGAAGAUUCUGGUAUGUGGUUUCUUUUAUUAAAACAAAAAGUGUACUGAAAAAAAGCACAGUUACUGUUGGUGACAAUUUCGAAAAAUUUGGUUGACCAAUACACUCCUUCGCACAAAUUUUAUAUAUGAAAAAAACACGAGUUAGUUUUGAGUGUUUCUAGAGAGAUAUUCGGCUGUGUUCUAAAAGCUCACUCACACUCAAUGAGUGGAGGUUCAAUCUGAGCUUUUCUUGAGUGUCAAUGUUGUUUUUGAAUAGCUGGAUGGUGAGUAGUCACAUAGUAAGGUACGACACUAGCCCUCCAGCUAUUCAAAAACAGCAAUGACACUCGAGAGAAGCUCACAUUGAACUUCCACUCAUUGAGUGUUAGUGAGCUUUUAGAAUACGGGCGAUUGUCUUUAGAAGGUAAUCCAAUAGUGCUUCUUCUCCUAAUAUUUCUAGGAAUAUUGCAUCAGCGACGGAGAUGGGUUUUUUCGUUUCCCCCGAAAAGAUGAGAUUGAGAAUAAUUACAGAUUUGUUGUGACUACUUUGAUAUCUGCUGGAAGGUACUAACUAUAUGUGUCGAUGAAACUUUGACGCGUUCAAUAAAUAUCACAAAGCUUGCGAGUUGCUGUUUAAAGAAUUCAUUUUUUCUAAGUCCUCCAUCACUGCCUAUCAAAACGUGGCCGUCCAUAAGACUGUUGGACGCAUGCUUGGCUAAAUCUGCGUGGUCUCCGCAAGGGAGUUUGCGCAAGCUGUUACAGGUCUGCAAACAAGUUGUUACAAAUCUGUUCACAAGCUAUCGACAAGUUGUGUUCGCACUGCUUGUUCCCAGUUGUUGUAACAAGUUUGAAACAAGCUGUUAACAACUUGUAAACAAGCUUGAUGACAUUAUCAGAUUUGUUACAAGGUUGUUCUAACAAGUCUGAUACAGUCAUGAUAUAACAAGAAUGUUACAAGGUUGACGACACAAGGUUGUAACAAUGUUGUUAUAUCAUGACUGUAUCGGAUUUGUUGGAACAACCUUGUUACAAGUCUAAUAAUAUCAACAAGCUUGUUACAAGUUGUUUACAGCUUGUUCCAAACUUGUUGACAACUUGGGACAAGCAGUGCGAACACAAUUUGUUGACGGCUUGUUCGCAGACUUCUACAAGAUGUGAGAUUUUUGCGUACAAUCUACCGUACAGUAUGUAGAAGGAGGAUUUGGAACUAUCUUGGCAAACAUUAAAAAUUUCGAUGUUUAUUACCGUGCUGUCGGCAUCAUUUUACUUUGAACUGAUGUAGUGAUAUUUGGAAAUUAUUGUUAGACUUUUUCAAAACGAUGUCCAUUUUCAUUGCUAUAGGUUGGUGUCGUUGGGGAUUCCUAAAUCUCAUUUUACCCACGUGUUUAUUGACGAGGCUGGCCAGGGUAUGGAACCUGAAUGUCUGGUACCCAUUGUAGGAUUGCUGGAGACACAAGGCCAUAAUCCUGGACAAUUGGUGUUGGCUGGGGAUCCUAAACAACUUGGUCCUGUACUGCGAUCACCUAUCGCGAUCAAGGUAUUUACUUAAAGAUGUUGUUAAUUAGUUAAAGGACAAGUUAAUUCAGUUUUGGUUUCGUUUUGUAGUGAUGCAAAUUAGUUUAGUGUAGGUUUCCUCCUGUAGCAACACUGGAUCAAUAAGGGAUGAUCCUUAAUGGACCUCUAGGGAGAAUAGUUUAGAACUGAUAGAGCUAUCCAGUAUAAAUAAAGCUAUACUUUAGCUUAGGUUUCCUCCUGUGGUAACACUGGAUCAAUAAGAGAUGAUCCUUACUGGGUCUCUAGGAAGAACAGUUUAGAACUGAUAGAGCUAUUUAGUAAAUAAAAUUAUUUUAGUUUAGGUUUCCUCCUGUAGUAACACUGGAUCGAUAAGAGAUGAUCCUUACUGGGCCUCUAGGAAGAACAGUUUACAACUGAUAGAGUUAUUCAAUAUAAAUAAAAGUUAGUCUAAUUAUAUUGCUUAUUUUUUCCUAAUUUUUAAUAUAUAUAGUUUGGCUUGGGUAUGUCGUUUCUUGAACGUCUCAUGGGUCCAAAUUUCAGCUGCUUUAAUCGUCAAGGAUUGAGCGACCAGUACGAGCCAAAGUUGGUCACAAAAUUGUUGAAUAAUUACCGAUCACACCAUGCUAUUAUUGAUGUUAGUAAGGAGUUUUGAGAUUGACAUUUGGUUAAUGGUGGCGCAGUGGUUAAUCGCAAUAUUCAGUUGCCUGGUUGUAGUCUUAGAGUUUCUCCAGUUCAUUCAUUUAUUUAACUACUCUAUACCAAACGCUGUUUUUUUUUCGCGUAUUCCGAUUUCCUCCUGUAGUAUAACGCUGGAUCAAUAAGAAAUGAUCCCUACUGGGCCUCUAUGGAGAACAGUUUAGAAUUGAUAGAGCUAUCGAGUAUAAAUAAAGUUAGUUUAGUUUAUGUUUCCUCCUGUAGUAACACUGGAUCAAUAAGAAAUGAUCCCUACUGGACCUCUAGGGAGAACAGUUUAGAACUAAUAGAGCUAUCCAGUAUAAAUAAAGUUAGUUUAGUUUAGGUUUUCUUCUGUAGUAACACUGGAUCAAUUAGAGAUGAUCCUUACUGGACCUUUAGAGAGAACAGUUUAGAACUGAUAGAGCUAUCCAGUAGAAAUAAAAUUAGUUUAGUUUAGAUUUCCUCCUGUGGUAACACUAGAUCAAUAAGAAAUUAUCCUUACUGGACCUCUAAGGAGAAUAGCUUAGAACUGAUAGAGCUGUCCAGUAAUUCAUAACUUAAGGUUAAACUUUAUUCUUUAAGCUUCCUAACGAGAUGUUCUAUGACGACGAGUUACGCGUAUGUGCAGACGAAGCACAACGGACCUGCCUUUGUCGCUGGAGUGGUCUGAAAAAGCAAGGUUUUCCUGUGAUCUUCGAAGCCGUCUGCGGCAAAGAUCAAAGAGAGGAGAACAGUCCAUCGUUUUUCAAUCCUGAAGAAGUUUCAGUGGUAUUGCGUUAUGUGAGAGAAUUGAAGGAAGCCAGGGGUAUACCUUUGGAAACCUCUGAGAUUGGAAUUAUUUCACCUUAUCAUAGGCAGGCAAGUUGAGUCAAAGAUAGUUUAUUAAGUCGGUAAACUCAUUUCGAGAUCACACCAAUUAUAAGCUAUAGAUAUUAUAACCAUAGAUAAACAAGAUAUAGAUACCAUCAGUUUCGAUGCUCGUUCUCUCCCAUCAGCGUGAUGGGUUACAUGCCUCCAGUCAGGAGGUAUCAAUGUGUCUGUAUUUACUAGUUAAAACAUGCAUGAGCAGCCGAUCUGUAUCUGAUAUACAAACUCGAGCCGAAAACGAGAGUUUGUAUAUCAGAUACAGAUCGGAUGCGAAUGCUUUAUCGUAGGCCUACUUAAAAAAUGACCCAUCUUAUGAGUUCAUUGGCGAAGUAAUUUUAAAAAUAAACAUUGUCUAAGCCGGGAAAAUCAAAGCUGAAGUUUAUGUAAAUCAGGACAAAUCUUUAUGGAUCCGAUUUACAAACAUUGAUUAAACAUUCAUUUCUUUUAUAUUUUCCUCGUGAAUUAUUAAUGAAUUUUUUAAGAUGACAUACAUCAUACAUAUAAGUGCACCUGUGUGAUGAUAUACAUCAUGCAUACAUCAUAAAACUGUAUUGUUUGAACAUGCCAAAAUUUACUGAAAAACCAAUUGGUUUCCGAACGGUUGAUUCGCUUCAAAUUAGAAGACAUAAUCCUUUAGGUGUGCCUUCUUUUGUUUUGCUUCGCACAGACACAAAAUAUUGUAGCACACGAAAUUAUUGAACAGAACCCCCGAACAUGCAUCAAUUUAGUCUCAGCUACAUUUUGUGGUUGAACUACAAUUUAUCAGAAAGAAUAAAUGACGCAGAAUACGCCAUUCGGUACCGCAGUCGAGACUCUGGACUGGCUUAGGCCUAAAAAAAUACCUGUGGUUCCGGUUUCAUAUCUUGAAAAAAUUAGGGUUGGUAGGUCGGAAAUUUUUUUUUUGAAUAUUUUUUCAUGGUUUUGGCGUUUUUUUGCUGGGCGAUUUUCAGUAGAGUUCCGACAUCAAUAUUAACUAGAGAUGCGUAUUUCCUAUGGACAAAUUUAGGCAAUUUGGUUCAAUAAUUAGUGUGACAACAGACGCCAUUUUGGCACGCUGUAUGAGCAGCCCGCAACCACCUGGAGAAAAUAGGGUCGCACGGUCAAUCGCGUUGAAAAAAUAAAAGGGUCGGCAGAAAAAAAUGGGAUCGGUCGGGAACUGGAACCACAGGUAUUUUUUUCUUGGGCCUUAAGGAGGGUCUGAAUGGGGUUAACUGACUACUGACAUUUGCCUGAAUUUUUGACUGACAACUGACAAAAUAUCCUAACUGACUACUGAGAAAUGAUGAAGUCAGCAUUUUGCAGUAACUGACUACUGACAGCUUGCAAUAUAUCGCACUGACAACUGACAAUUGGCUUAAAUUUUAGCUGACAACUGACACCCAAAGACCCCCAUUAAGACCCUCCUUAAGGCUGCAUUCCAGUUACGCGUUUUUCAUACGUGCGUACACGCACGUAAAAGUUGAAUUCGCUUUAUAUGCACACUACUUAUGAAAUAACUAAAUUUAUAAAAGGACGGCAGCAUUCAGUUUUGUGUAUUUGUUAAGGUUAUUUGCACUUAUAUCAUUUUAUGCGAAUUCAACUUUUACGUGCGUGUACCAAGAAAGAAAAACGCGUAACUGGAAUGCAGCCUUUAGUAUAUUAGGUUUGACAGAUUUUAAUUAUUCCGUAUAUAUUUGUUUUAGGUUCAAAAGAUCCGGCGAGAACUGCUACAAAGACCUUUGAGAGUCAAGGACAUUAAAGUAGGAUCGGUGGAAGAAUUUCAAGGGCAGGAGAGAAAAGUGAUUAUCAUCUCGACCGUGAGAAGCAGUGAGGAAUUCCUGAAGUUAGAUGCUCAACAUAAACUCGGCUUUCUUAAGAACCCUAAGGUAGGUUUGACUUUUUGACUGAUUCGGGAUAUCGAGUUAGAGAAAGUUACACAGUCACGAAUAAACGCACAUCUUUUAACAAACCUAUAGCGGACCCGUACCAAUGCUGUUUCAACAACUUGUCACCACAGCGUGUUCGCACUGCUUGUUCCCAGCUUGUUGGCAAGUUGUUACAAGUUUGUUGAGCUCAACAGACUUGUUACAAGUUGUUCCAACAACUUGUUGUCGUCCUGAAUCGUUCUGCAAUUUAACAACUUGUUAAGAAGUUGUGAACACAACUUGUCGACAGCUUGCGAACAGAUUCGUAACAACUUGUGCGUUUUUACGUGCGUACAACCACUUCCGUUCUGCUCGUGUUUGUACAUUUGUCUCUUAUCGACUUUUCAUGUUUUAUUUAUUACCUCAAAACCACUACAACUCUAAUAUAAAUAUUGUCAAUUUCCACAGCGAUUCAACGUGGCAAUCACUCGAGCCAAGGCACUUCUUAUUGUAAUUGGCAAUCCUGAUGUUUUGUGUCACGAUGCACACUGGAGAAAGUAA